Gilbertella persicaria is the source of this 389-nucleotide messenger RNA. RefSeq lists its product as uncharacterized. Lineage: Eukaryota; Fungi; Mucoromycota; Mucoromycetes; Mucorales; Choanephoraceae. The record is from RefSeq and is a predicted model, not a curated record. Bases 123 to 389 code for a protein of 88 amino acids. The transcript is spliced from 2 exons.
AUUUUUAUCAAAUUUUGUAUCUCAUGAAUAAAUAUAAAUAAAAGUUAUGCGUGUAUUACCUAACCUUUACCAUUUAAAUCAAAACAAUAACAAGACUUCUCUCUUUCCUUUUUUUUAUACUUAUGGAAUAUCACUAUUACCAAACACCACCAAUUUACCGCCCCUCUGCACCUUUGCCACCAUUGUCACCCGAUAUCUCUUCCAACCACUAUUAUUAUGCACCUGCUAGGCAAGAAAGAAGAUACAAGACAGUCAAACGACUCGUCCAAAUGCCUCAAGGAAGACUUGUCUUGAAUUGCCCUGUACCUACUCAAUACCUAGAGCGACAGUUACCUGUGAUCCAUCCGAAUUUCAAUCUAGGUCUUAUACACUCAGACAAGAGUUUAUAA